Messenger RNA from Chlorocebus sabaeus (green monkey), 2847 nucleotides. RefSeq names its product nuclear receptor subfamily 4 group A member 1 (gene NR4A1). Gene Ontology annotation, cellular component: transcription regulator complex; nucleus. Gene Ontology annotation, biological process: cellular response to corticotropin-releasing hormone stimulus; regulation of transcription by RNA polymerase II. NCBI's taxonomy places the organism in Eukaryota, Metazoa, Chordata, Mammalia, Primates, Cercopithecidae. The record is from RefSeq and is a predicted model, not a curated record. Gene Ontology annotation, molecular function: nuclear glucocorticoid receptor binding; RNA polymerase II cis-regulatory region sequence-specific DNA binding; nuclear receptor activity.
CGGGGGCGGGGGGCGCGGCGAGGCCGGAACUGCGGGUGGGGGGCUUCCUGGGGGCGGGGGGCGCCGAGCGGCGGCGGCGCGGCUGCAGGAGCGCGAGGCGGCGGCGGUGGAACUGGCGGGGUCCCAGCGCGGCGCCCGCGACCCCCGGCCUCCAGGCAUGGGCGCCCCUGCGGGGCAGAGCAGCUCAGGGCCUGCUGGUGCGCGACCCCGGAAAGCAGGAGUGGAGAGGCUAGAGGAGCCCGCGGGGCCAGGCCUCCACCAUGGACAGAGGCCAGGCCCUGCCCCUCCCAGGCAGCCUGGUGCCUUCUCCUGGGCCCUGACAGCUGACAGGAUAAUGUGGUUGGCCAAGGCCUGUUGGUCCAUCCAGCGUGAGAUGCCCUGUAUCCAAGCCCAAUAUGGGACACCAGCACCGAGUCCAGGACCCCGUGACCACCUGGCAAGCGACCCCCUGACCCCUGAGUUCAUCAAGCCCACCAUGGACCUGGCCAGCCCUGAGGCGGCCCCCGCUGCCCCCACUGCCCUGCCCAGCUUCAGCACCUUCAUGGACGGCUACACAGGAGAGUUUGACACCUUCCUCUACCAGCUGCCGGGAACAGUUCAGCCAUGCUCCUCAGCCUCCUCCUCGGCCUCCUCCACAUCCUCGUCCUCAGCCACCUCCCCUGCCUCUGCCUCCUUCAAAUUCGAGGACUUCCAGGUGUACGGCUGCUACCCCGGCCCCCUGAGCGGCCCAGUGGAUGAGGCCCUGUCCUCCAGUGGCUCUGACUACUAUGGCAGCCCCUGCUCGGCCCCAUCACCGUCCACGCCCAGCUUCCAGCCGCCCCAGCUCUCUCCCUGGGAUGGCUCAUUCGGCCACUUCUCGCCCAGCCAGACUUACGAAGGCUUGCGGGCAUGGACAGAGCAGCUGCCCAAAGCGUCUGGGCCCCCACAGCCUCCAGCCUUCUUUUCCUUCAGUCCUCCCACUGGUCCCAGCCCCAGCCUGGCCCAGAGCCCCCUGAAGUUGUUCCCCUCACAGGCCACCCACCAGCUGGGGGAGGGAGAGAGCUAUUCCAUGCCGACCGCCUUCCCAGGUUUGGCACCCACUUCUCCACACCUUGAGGGCUCGGGGAUACUGGAUGCACCCGUGACCUCAACCAAGACCCGGAGCGGGGCCCCAGGUGGAACUGAAGGCCGCUGUGCUGUGUGUGGGGACAACGCGUCAUGCCAGCAUUAUGGUGUCCGCACCUGCGAGGGCUGCAAGGGCUUCUUCAAGGACGGGGUCAGCCCUGCCAGGUGGGCUGCCUUCCUGGAGACCCAUAGAUGCCAGGGCUGGAAGCUUUCAUUUGACAGGACACUCAGGGGCCCAUGGGAUUGCACAGAGCUGGAGGGAGGGCGCACAGUGCAGAAAAACGCCAAGUACAUCUGCCUGGCUAACAAGGACUGCCCUGUGGACAAGAGGCGGCGAAACCGCUGCCAGUUCUGCCGCUUCCAGAAGUGCCUGGCGGUGGGCAUGGUGAAGGAAGUUGUCCGAACAGACAGCCUGAAGGGGCGGCGGGGCCGGCUACCUUCAAAACCCAAGCAGCCUCCAGAUGCCUCCCCUGCCAAUCUCCUCACUUCCCUGGUCCGUGCACACCUGGACUCAGGGCCCAGCACUGCCAAACUGGACUACUCCAAGUUUCAGGAGCUGGUGCUGCCCCGCUUUGGGAAGGAAGAUGCUGGGGAUGUACAGCAGUUCUACGACCUGCUCUCCGGUUCUCUGGAGGUCAUCCGCAAGUGGGCGGAGAAGAUCCCUGGCUUUGCUGAGCUGUCACCAGCUGACCAGGACCUGUUGCUGGAGUCAGCCUUCCUGGAGCUCUUCAUCCUCCGCCUGGCAUACAGGUCUAAGCCAGGAGAGGGCAAGCUCAUCUUCUGCUCAGGCCUGGUGCUACACCGGCUGCAGUGUGCCCGUGGCUUCGGCGACUGGAUUGACAGCAUCCUGGCCUUCUCAAGGUCCCUGCACAGCUUGGUUGUCGAUGUCCCUGCCUUCGCCUGCCUCUCUGCUCUUGUCCUCAUCACCGACCGGCAUGGGCUGCAGGAGCCGCGGCGGGUGGAGGAGCUGCAGAACCGCAUCGCCAGCUGCUUGAAGGAGCACGUGGCAGCUGUGGCAGGCGAGCCCCAGCCGGCCAGCUGCCUGUCACGUCUGUUGGGCAAACUGCCCGAGCUCCGGACCCUGUGCACCCAGGGCCUGCAGCGUAUAUUCUACCUCAAGUUGGAGGACUUGGUGCCCCCUCCACCCAUCAUCGACAAGAUCUUCAUGGACACGCUGCCCUUCUGACUCCCGCCUGGGAACACGUGUGCACAUGUGCACUCUCAUACGCCACCCCACGUGCCUUUAGUCCACGGACCCCCAGAGCACCCCCAAGCCUGGGCCUGCGCUGCAGAAUGACUCCACCUUCUCACCUGCUCCAGGAGGUUGGCAGGGAGCUCAAGCCCUUGGGGAGGGGAUGCAUUCAUGGGGGUGACCCCACGAUUUGUCUUAUUCCCCCAGCCUGGCCCUGGCCUUUAUGUUUUUUGUAAGAUAAACCGUUUUUAACACAUAGCGCCGUGCUGUAAAUAAGCCCAGUGCUGCUGUAAAUACAGGAAGAAAGAGCUUGAGGUGGGAGUGGGGUUGGGAGGAAGGGAUGGGCCCCACCCACCUGGGCAGCCUUUCCAGCCUCUUGCUGGCUCUCUCUUCCUACCCUUCUUCCACAUGUACAUAAACUGUCACUCUAGGAAGAAGACAAAUGACAGAUUCUGACAUUUAUAUUUGUGUAUUUUCCUGGAUUUAUAGUAUGUGACUUUUCUGAUUAAUAUAUUUAAUAUAUUGAAUAAAAAAUAGACAUGUAGCUGGAA